Misgurnus anguillicaudatus (oriental weatherfish) is the source of this 948-nucleotide messenger RNA. RefSeq lists its product as uncharacterized. Gene Ontology annotation, cellular component: nucleoplasm. The record is from RefSeq and is a predicted model, not a curated record. Lineage: Eukaryota; Metazoa; Chordata; Actinopteri; Cypriniformes; Cobitidae.
AUAUUAUAUGCUUAGUGUCUCCCUCAAUUAUGAUGAUCCUUCUGAGCAGCCAAGCGCCCUCUCGAGGAAGACUACAUAGGUGCUUCAAAAUUGCCGCCAAUGUAGCUUCCUUAACGGACAGAAAGCCAUCUUUCCUCCUGUAGUCGGUGUAACCGAACUCUCCUGACGUUUUGACAACCGUGGAAAAAGAUGUCACAUUACAACACCCGCAAAAAACGCAACUUGGAAAGUGUAGAGGGUGAAUGUGAAGCUCCAGCGAAAACAAUGAAGCCAAUAAAGCAAGAAAUAUUGAUGUGGCAGAACAGAGUAGACGUAUUACAAGAAAAGGUGAAUGAGUUGGAAGCCUUGAACACCGAGCUUCGGCAACAAGUAGUGGAGCUUUCAGCACAGAAAGUUGAUCCAAUUCCUGGUACAUCAGUGGCACAUGAAGAAACUGGUGCUGUUGACCUAUCUAGUGAUGCGAACACAUCAACUGAUGAGGAGUCAUCAGUCACAGAAGAAUCAUGUGAUGAAUCUUUUUCAAGUUCAAGUUCAGAGACUCAUCAGAGAAGAAAAACAAAGAAAAGCAAGAAGAAAGCAGAGACCAGGAAACACAAGAAGAACAAGAAGAAGGGAAAAAAAGAUAAACAUGACAAGAUAAAACGAGCCAACAAUGUUCGUGAUGUCAUAAGGCGUUAUAAAAGGCUUUUGAAGCUGACAAAACGUGGAGCAACCAUGACAAAAGCAUUCCGAAAAGAAGGUGUGUCUCGGAAUGCAGUUGCCCAGCUCGCUCCCAUCGCAGAACUGUAUUUUGCUGACAGAGCACAAUUUACCAGCAUCACCUUCACUCCAGGAAAACUAGCGGAGUUUGCACAAAAGUGCAAAGAACACAUUAUAGGAGAUGUUCUAAGAAAGGUCCUAUCAAUGAAAGCGAAAGGUUCACUUUUGCCUUUUUGUCUAAAUAAGUGA